This is a messenger RNA of Exophiala dermatitidis NIH/UT8656, 1059 nucleotides long. RefSeq names its product DnaJ protein, subfamily B, member 12. The transcript is spliced from 3 exons. Gene Ontology annotation, molecular function: Hsp70 protein binding. Gene Ontology annotation, biological process: cellular response to misfolded protein. The coding region runs from base 1 to 1059 and encodes 352 amino acids. Lineage: Eukaryota; Fungi; Ascomycota; Eurotiomycetes; Chaetothyriales; Herpotrichiellaceae. Gene Ontology annotation, cellular component: endoplasmic reticulum membrane. The record is from RefSeq and is a predicted model, not a curated record.
AUGUCCGCAUCCGCUUCUGGUUCGGACGCCAGAGCGAACGGCUCAGCGACUUCGCGAGAACACAAGCAGGGCAACCAAGAACGAAAAUAUACCCCCCAACAAAAAGCUGAAGUGAUUCGGAUACGAAGAUGUAGCCCAACGGCGUUUUACGAGAUUCUGGCCGUUGAGAAGACAGCAAGUGAUGGCGAGAUCAAAAAGGCCUAUAGAAAAUUGAGUCUCUUGACCCAUCCCGAUAAGAAUGGGUACGAAGGAGCCGACGAGGCAUUCAAAAUGGUCUCCCGAGCGUUCCAAAUAUUAUCCGAUGCGGACAAGAAGUCAAGAUAUGAUAAAUUUGGCGGCGAUCCAGAUAACCGCUUUUCAAGCAGCGGCAGCGCCGCUGCGGGCGGGCCGAGUCCUUUCAGUGGAUUUGCCAGGUCUCCUGGACGUGGCCCGAUGUACGAAGAUGAGAUCUCGCCGGAGGAAUUGUUCAACCGAUUCUUUGGUGGAGGUAUGGGGCCUGGCUUCAACUUUGGAGGCGGAGGAUUUGGUGGCCCUCAGUUUGUGUUCAAUAUGGGUGGAGGUCCAGGUUUUACUGUUCACCGCAUGGGUGGCACGACCCCGAGACGAAGACCGAGGGAUGCGAGCGCAGAAACUGCCGGUAGCGGUCUGUCUGCGUUGACUCAGCUUCUGCCACUGUUGUUGCUUUUUAUUCUCCCGUUACUUUCCUCUCUAUUUUCCUCAACGCCAAACCCUGGCCCCCAAGUCCGCUAUGACUCCCCUGUCCCGCCGCACACCAUGCAUCGAGUCACGCCGAGAUACAAGGUCGACUAUUUUGUCAAUCCUGCGGAGGUGCAGGGCUUUACGUCCAGGCAGCUCAGCUCUUUGGAUCAAAGGGCGGAAGUCGAGUAUGUUUCCAGCUUGAAGUACCAGUGUGAAAAUGAAGUGCACCGGAAACGACAGGAGAUUAACGAUGCCACUGGUUUCUUUUUCACGGAUGAAGAUCGGUUGAGGAGGGCAAGAAAUAUGCCUAUGCCUGGGUGCCAACGACUGGAAGAGCUAAAAAUAAGUAUACAGCACUGA